Molecule: messenger RNA, 1080 nt
Organism: Dovyalis caffra
Lineage: Eukaryota; Viridiplantae; Streptophyta; Magnoliopsida; Malpighiales; Salicaceae
Source: the annotation of a GenBank genome assembly
AUGUUAAAACUAGAAGUUGCAGUACCUGCACCAGGCAUGGAUUUCGACUUCAACGAGGCUCGACCUUUGCCAUUCUUGAGUGCUCCAUCUACACCAAAACGGUUUGGGGAUUACACCCUCAGCGCUCCAACAAGUCCUUCACGUGUGGCCGAGUUUUAUAGUUAUUUCGACAGCUUGGUUGAUGAUAGCAAUGAAGAAACAACUGGGGUUCCUUUUCGUUGGGAAGAAAGGCCUGGCACGCCUAAAUCACCACGGGCAACAACCAACUCUAAUAAUGAAGAUGACUUUGCUUUUGAUUUCAGUGCCAAACUAGAAGAGAAAUCACUCUCAGCAGACGAACUUUUUGACGGAGGCAAAAUCCGGCCCCUGAAGCUUCCACCUGCUAGAUUACAAGCCGAGGAUUCUACCCAGAGAAGCCCACGUUCCUCACCACGAUCUCCAAUACAGAAAGGGAAAACGAUGAUACGUGAAGUCUUUUCGCCAAGAAAAAAGAAAGAUUCAGAUCCAUUUGCAACUGCUGUUGAAAAAACUCGAAAGAGAACCGAAAAUGAAAGAGGAAGGGGAAGAGAGAGAGAUUCAGGGUUAACAUCCAGUUCAAGCCGCAAAGCAUCAAGAUCUCUGUCUCCAUGUAGAGUAUCUGAGUAUCCAUGGGAAGAAGAAAAACAGCUACAGAAAAUCACCAACCAAUCAGCACCCAAUUCAAAAACUUUAGUAUCAUCCAGUUCUUCUUCUUCAAAGAGUUCUUCAAAGAAGUGGAGACUCAAAGAUUUUCUGUUAUUUAGAAGCGCAUCUGAGGGACAUGCACAUGAUAAGGAUCUCAGGAAGUACUCAGGUCUGUUCAGAAAAAAUAUAGAUGGGAAAGAGCAAGGCUUGCGGUCCACAGACAGUUCAGGUUCAGUGUCUUCAAGGAGAAAGGGACCAGUGUCGGCACAUGAGUUACAUUACACAGUGAACAAAGCGGUAUCAGAGAAUAUGAAGAAGAAAACUUUCUUGCCGUACAAACAAGGCAUUUUUGGGAGAUUGGCUUUCAAUCCAGCCGCUCAUGCUCUUUCCAAUGGCUUCGGGACUUUUACGCGUUAA